CCUUUUGAUUCUGCUAGUCUCGAGCCGUUCCACUCCAACGAUCACGUUCGAAUCGCCGAAUCGAAAUCAUCCAUCGCCGGAGAGCCGCCAUGGCUCCUCCGCUGGAAGUGGCCAUCUGGUCUUCCCCACGAUUUCCUGCGUAUGAGGUAGAUGGUGCAUGAUGCUUCAGUUUUUCCUUCGGGUACUCUCACUACGGCACCGUCAUGUGCGAGGAUUCCGAGGCCGAGUAGAAGACGAAUGUGAAGGCUUCAUCGGUGAAUACCAUAUGAUCCGCCUUGUGUGCUUUCUUUUCUGCCAAGAUGAAUGCAGAUGCCCAACCAACUCCAUCAGAGAUAUUAGCACACUUCCUUACAAAUACCUAAAUAAAUUAUCUCAGAUGCACAUGGAUGAAAGCCAGACUACCACUUCUUUUAAAACACCUGUUUUGGCUACAUCUACUUCUCUGAGCUUGUGGAGCAAUCAUGAGAUGAAACAUCAUCUUUCUGGAUCUCCAAGUUAUCUAUGGAUGUAUUUUCUGAGAGUCGAUCUUCAAGAGCCAAUUCAAGGAUUUCAGGCUGGUGCAGUUGGUUCAUGCAAGGGUGUUGUUGUCAAUAGGUCUAGGGUCGAUUAUCAACGAGCGUGGAAUGCCCCGCUUGCCUCAACCCCUCCUUGCACGAGCUGCUGUUGCUGGGCAAAGCCCUCUGUAAUUUACCUCCCUUCCAGACGGGAGACAUAUGGAAAGAUGAAUAUUACUUUUUCUGCGACAACAAUCGCUCAAAUAAUAAUGAUGGGGCUCAAGCAGUUAUGAUCCACGAAGAUGAUUUUGUAUCGGCAAUGCAGUCCCUGCAGCUGAAACCCCUCUGCAUAACAAUGCUCAUCUCCCUUGCCACUUCCAUCCAGCAUUCCUACCUCAAAACAGAAGCCCUUGAAGUUGGUCCCGAUUCCCUUCCAUAAUCUUCGUCGCUGUCCUGCACGUGCCCAUCAACAACUCCUAUGGAUACAAUACAUAAUUGAGACAUCUCAAGAAGUUGCAUUUCGUCAAAGUAGGUAGCAGUUGCAGUGAUCUGAUACAUCUUCCAAAGCAAACUAACAUUGGAACUUUUGGUUCUUAAAGUACAAGGAGAGAACUGUGACUUCUCUCUUACUGUUUUGUGUUUUUGAUGGCCGCAAUAGAGUGCAAUGCUGCAACUUGUUGUGUCUGUGGUUUGUGUCCUCAGUCAGUACUAGAACAGUGAAUGUAAACAGAUCUGUACUAUGUAUUAUGUGGAAAUAAGUGAAUGUACUUUAAAGUCUUAAGGUAUUUGAUUGUGAUAUUUGGAGACAACAUUGCAGUGACAAUGCUGGUAAACAAUUAUGCAAGAUUCUCUCACAAGUUGCA
Molecule: messenger RNA, 1357 nt
Organism: Zingiber officinale
Lineage: Eukaryota; Viridiplantae; Streptophyta; Magnoliopsida; Zingiberales; Zingiberaceae
Exons: 4
Coding region: 158-787 (209 amino acids)
Source: RefSeq, a predicted model, not a curated record